Molecule: messenger RNA, 6788 nt
Organism: Polypterus senegalus (gray bichir)
Lineage: Eukaryota; Metazoa; Chordata; Cladistia; Polypteriformes; Polypteridae
Gene: slc6a15
Product: solute carrier family 6 member 15
Exons: 12
Coding region: 366-2564 (732 amino acids)
Biological process (GO): sodium ion transmembrane transport; L-leucine transport
Cellular component (GO): membrane
Molecular function (GO): proline:sodium symporter activity
Source: RefSeq, a predicted model, not a curated record
GAGUUUGCGCUUUGCUAUCGUCUGAACGCCCCCCCGCCACCGCCACAGCAGCAAGUCUACCCAGUUUCUUUUAAUCCAACGUAUGUCCGCUGCUGCAUGCUGACAGAACCGAACAGGCGACAUCUGGACUAAAGCGUGCUUCUUGGACACCCGAUUUCAGUGUGGAAACAGUACAGACAUUAAUGAAGAUGAAGGCGAAUUAGAAUCCAAAUUUUGAAGAAUCUUUUCAGCUCUUAUGAUAAGGUUUUAAAUUUGAAGCUGUUAAAGAAAUUGUGUUUGAUACAUCUCAACAGCAACAAGUACUGUCGGGAGCAAUUUACUCACUUAACAGACGGUUUGACAUUUUGUAGCCUUUUGCAAAUCAAAUGCCCAAAAACAGCAAGGUCGUCAAGAGAGAGCUUGACGAUGAUGUUACUGAAUCUGUUAAAGAUCUUCUUUCCAAUGAGGACUCUGUUGAUGAUUCAUUCAAGAAAAGCUCACUAACUGUAGAUGAUGUCCAAGGGGACAAGGACAGAGAUAUCGAAGAGGGUUCUGACACUGAAGAGGAAAGGCCAGCUUGGAACAGUAAACUACAGUAUAUUUUAGCCCAAGUGGGAUUUUCUGUUGGCCUUGGCAAUGUCUGGAGGUUUCCCUAUCUUUGCCAGAAAAAUGGGGGAGGUGCAUACCUAGUCCCUUAUUUAAUCCUGUUGGUGGUGAUAGGAAUCCCACUUUUUUUCUUGGAGCUUGCAGUAGGUCAGCGGAUCCGCCGUGGCAGCAUUGGAGUGUGGAAUUACAUCAGUCCUCGCCUAGGAGGAAUCGGAUUUGCAAGCUGUGUGGUUUGCUUUUUUGUUGCACUAUAUUAUAAUGUUAUCAUUGGAUGGAGCCUCUUCUACUUUUCUCAGUCUUUUCAGCAACCUUUACCAUGGGAUCAGUGCCCACUUGUUAAAAACAAAACAAGUACAUUUGUGGAGCCAGAAUGUGAAAAAAGCUCUGCCACCACCUACUACUGGUACAGGGUUGCACUGGACAUAUCUAAUUCCAUUUCUGAAAGUGGUGGGCUCAAUUGGAAGAUGACAGUCUGUUUGCUUUCUGCCUGGGCGAUGGUCUGCCUAGCAAUGAUCAAGGGCAUUCAGUCUUCUGGCAAAGUGAUGUACUUCAGUUCUCUGUUUCCAUAUGUGGUGCUACUCUGUUUCCUGGUCAGAGCCCUCCUUCUUCGGGGAUCUGUGGAUGGUAUCCAGCACAUGUUCACACCCAAGAUUGAGAUAAUGUUAGAGCCCAAAGUUUGGAGGGAAGCAGCAACUCAAGUAUUCUUUGCUCUUGGACUUGGAUUUGGAGGUGUUAUUGCGUUCUCUAGCUACAAUAAGCGGGAUAACAACUGUCAUUUUGAUGCUGUACUAGUUUCCUUCAUCAACUUUUUCACGUCAGUCUUAGCAACACUGGUGGUAUUUGCAGUCCUUGGAUUCAAAGCAAACAUCAUGAAUGAAAAAUGUGUAAAUUUAAAUAGUGGAAAAAUUGUUGAAUUCCUGAACACUGGUGUAAUCAGUCAUGAUCUUAUUCCCCACCACAUCAACUUCUCCAGUGUUACUACAACAGACUAUCAGCAGAUGAUUGACAUUAUCAAAGGAGUUAAAGAAACUGAAUUCUCUUCUCUUGGCUUAGAUUUAUGCAACAUUGAAGAUGAAUUAAAUAAGGCAGUCCAAGGCACUGGUUUGGCCUUCAUAGCAUUUACAGAAGCCAUGACUCAUUUUCCUGCAUCUCCCUUUUGGUCUGUAAUGUUCUUCCUCAUGCUGGUGAACCUUGGUCUCGGAAGCAUGUUUGGGACAAUUGAAGGGAUAAUCACACCAAUCGUGGAUACCUUCAAAGUGCGGAAAGAAUUUUUGACUCUUGGGUGCUGUCUGCUGGCUUUCUCACUUGGCCUUAUCUUUGUGCAACGUUCAGGAAAUUAUUUUGUGGCCAUGUUUGACGAUUACUCUGCCACACUACCACUGUUAAUAGUGGUUAUUCUGGAAAACAUUGCAGUUGCUUGGAUAUAUGGAACAGACAAAUUUUUUGAUGAUCUCAAAGACAUGCUUGGGUUUUCACCAUUCAGAUACUACUAUUAUAUGUGGAAGUACAUCUCUCCCCUUGUAUUACUUGCUUUACUUGUGGCAAGUGCAAUACAGAUGUCAUUAAAUCCCCCUAGCUAUAGUGCCUGGAUUGGAGAGUUGGCUACAGAUAAAACUCUAGGUUACCCUGUAUGGGGUCUAGUGGUCUGCGUGUCCUUAGUGGCAGUGGCUAUUUUACCGGUACCUGUUGUCUUCAUUGUACGCUACUUCAAUCUGGUUGAUGAAAGCUCCAGCAGCCUUUCAGCUGUAACCUACAAGAAGGGAAGAAUUAUAAAAGAUAAUUUAAGUCCAGAAGAUGAUGAUACAAGUCUGAUCCAUGGCAAGUCACCAAGUGAAGUACCAUCACCAAUGCCCGGAAAAAGUAUUUACCGAAAGCACAGUGGCUCUCCAACAAUGGAUAUGGUAAAUGCACCCAAUGGUCGAUAUGGAAUUGGAUAUCUCAUGGCAGACAUGCCAGACAUGCCCGAAUCUGACUUAUAAUUAAUUGAACUGUCUAGUAUACUGUCCCUAGUACAUUGUAUGUAUAUAUACGUGCACUUAGUUCAUCUGAAGAAAAUGAAAUCUGUAAACAAUAUUAACUGUAUAUCUUGUAGAUAAAUGUUAGCACUUGACAUGUACUGUACACUGUAUCUUGCUCACAGAGAAAAAGUGAGAGGCAAAAAGCAGCAACCAGUUUGCUAAAGGAUGGCUGUAUAAAAAGUAGCUGUUUUGCCAGCAGUUAAUCUGGAAGCCAGAAAGACAUGAGCCACUUUAGACUGUACGCAGUUUGUUUUUGUUUUUUUGUUUUUUUUUUCUUUCAAAAUUUUCUCUGCUCAUGCUUGAGGGUUGUCUCAAGCUUAGCCAGUUCUUGUGAAUUUGCAAUACAAAUACAUAUGUGAAGGAAGCCGAUUCAUCUUUCAACCCAACAAAUUAUGUGCCUAACAACUUCUGAUGUUUCUUGUGUAUAGAAUGUUAAACGGGAUUUGAUCAUUUAUACUUUGUUCUGUAAAUAUAUAUAAUAUAUACAUAUAUAUUUAUCUGAAUUGUUUAAAUCAAAAAUGACUUUUUUUGCUUAGAUGCUCAGACUUUAAGCUUUUGGGGCUUCAUACUCAAAAGUAUGCUCCAGUGUAUAAAAAUGUGUUUAAAUGUAUGUGACAGAACACAGAAAGUGAUGGUCUGUUAUAUAAGCUAUCUGUUGUCUAAGCUACCCCUGCCUUACAUCUGUUACUACUAAGUAAAGUUAAAGCUGCAUUUUUAUCUGAGAUAAACAGGCUUAGAAAAUAAAUGGUUAUUUUAAUAUGGUGACAUGAUGCUGCAUUGAAGUCUGAAUUUACAUUAAGGCCCAGUCACUGUCUGUAAAUUGGUGACUCUGGAUUAGCCUGGUAUGGAAUCAGUGUGAAUGUUUGUAUGAAAGUGGCCUAUGACGAAGUGGUGCCCUGUUCAGGAGUAGUCCCUGCUUUGCACCAGUACUACUGGCAAAGGCUUUGGUCCUCCAUGACCCUAUACUUUGAGUAAGCAGUUUCAGUAAAUGGGUGUAUAGGUUUAACCACUGCAGACAUGCAAAACAUUACAUGUUAUGUGCAAUCUAAACAAUUUAUAAAAUAGGCAAAGAAUAAUAUUAAAGAAAACAUGAAGCUUGGUGCUGCACAACAGUCAAAAGGUGGAUACAUAAAGGUGGAAACUACAUUGCAAUUACUAAUAAACACCACAGAGUCAACCAUCCAAUGACUAAGCCACUUAUUCAAUAUCACUAAAACGUUGUUUUUUGGAAAACAAUAAAAUCCAUUAGAAAUCAGCUACAGUGAGUUAAUUAAUUUGAGCCCAGUCGCUAAAAAUAUGAAUGUCUGUUGUAAUUUAAGAUAGUGCCUUUCCUAGUGGCUAUCAAAUCCUGCUUAACUAAUUGAAAAGAUUGCUGCAAAAAAAAAUUAAUAAUGUAUUAUACCACAUGAGGGGUAAUCAAAAAGGUUGCAACAUGACCUAUAAAGAGAAUAAAACUGUGAAACUAGACAAGGUUACUUUACACAUAAUCCCCCUUGAAUGCCACACAGAUCAAACGUUUUGUCGCUGUUCUGUAGGUGACUUGACUCUUCAUUGGAAUAGCACAUUUGAUGGAGGUUAUCGCAUGGAGCCAAGUUUAAUAAAUCGAGUGGCUGUGGCAUCUUUUUGAAUCCACAGUUUCUCAGAUCAUUCUUUACAACUCAUACAAUGUGAACAGAGACUUUGUAGCAAAGAAUUAGCUAGAAGGUGGACAGCUCCCGUCAUCAGUUUUCCCUGCUUGAAUGUUGCAAAUAGCUAAGCAAGUCAGCAUAACUUGACAGGUUAUGACAAAGGCUACACCUUAAUGAUCUCACUGGGCCUCUAAUAUCUUAGGUGUUGGAGGAUCACCAUGCUUCCAUCAUUUAGAUUUUUGUUUAGACUCUUGGUUAUAGUGACAUAUCCAGGUUUUAUCUGUGGUCAAGGAAUGCUUCUUAGUUUCUUUUAUUGUAAAUCCACUAAUUAGAGAUUCUGCUCGCAACACUUGAUGCAAGAAAUCGGGAAUGAAUAUUCUGGACAAGCAAUGUGAGCAGCUCUUAUUGUUCCAUAGUCUCUCAUGUACUCUCACUCUCUGAUUCUCCAUCAUGAUUUGCUCAACCAUAGCAACAAUUUGUUACUGUUCUCUAUGUAGAUUCUCCGCCGGACUUUGGGUUACUUCAAAAUACAUCCUUCCAUGACAUAAUUCUACAGCAGCCCAUUUCUUGAUUAUGGCAAAUGAAAAGGACUAGUCUUGGUACACAUUGUCUAAGUGAGAAUAAAACUCUAAAGUCCUAAUGUUAUCUAGAGUUAGAAAAUCAAUGGGAGCAUUCCUGAUUUUUUGCAUUUUUCAGCAUCGAAAGUGAUUUGGUUUUUAUACAAGAAACACACAUUUAAAGGCACAAAGCUAGAAACUUGUAAUUCACAUGUUUUAGUACACUGGUGCUAAUCUUUGGCCAAAGACAAAAUCAUCGAUGUAGAAUACACCACCACAUUCGGUAUCAAAAUAUUUUUGGUUGUCGCUCAUAUAUGCUGCAGACAUAAAUCAGGUGAAGAAAAGCUUGAUCCAGAAAAUUAAAUAUCAAAGAUUAAAAAGUAAAAAAAAACAGAUAUUUCUGAAUAUUAUAGGGGAAUCUGAUUUUCAGUAUAGAAUUAAAUGUUGACCCUGAAGACAUGUUCUGUUGAGACCAUUGAGUGAUGAAAUAAUGUCUUUGUGGAAUAAAGAAAAACAAAGGCAAUCUGCAGUAUUCCAUUUUAGAGUUUUGCAGCCUAGGAGUUCUAUUACAGACAAGAAUCCUAUUUAUCAGAUUGGCGUGUGUUGGAUAUUUUAUCAUAACUUUCACGUCAUCACUGUUGUCAACUGGAACCACUAAAAUCGUACUUUCAAACGCAGGAGGAUACUUGGCCAGGGUGUACUUCAUAAGUCCAGUCAGAGUUAUAAAACCACGAUUAUUAUUGUUAUGUAAUGUGAUCUAUGACAUAUAAUGUUCAUAUUACACACUGUUACUUUUAUUACUUUGUAUUUAUAAUGCAGUUACACUCUGUUAAGUGUUAAGAAGUGUAUUCAAGACGGUAUUGCACAUAUAGAAAGUACUACAUAAGCAAAAAAAGAAAAAAACUGCACGAUAUAAAGUCUGUAUAUUCAAAGCUGCUGUUUGGAUAUGUACUGCUGUAUCAACUAAUACUUUUAUCAUUUAUUCAAUUUUUAUGUGUAUGACAGAGUAAGACAAAAUGUGCGUGCAUUGCACGUUGGUCUUCACAGAAGCUCAGACGCUAUUACACAUUCUGAAAGCUUCAUUUGGCUUAUUAGGCUAUUCAAACCGUAUCCUCAGCUUGCCUGUGUUCGUACCUUCUUCUCCCUUGUAUUUUAGCAAUACCUUCAAUAAAAUAAAAAAAAACUGAAAGCUAAGCCAGUUAUUGUUCUAAUAAAGGAACGAAAGGCAAGAAAAUGCAUAGCUUGUUAUGCUGUAUGGCAAAAAAACUCAUGAAAAAAAAUUCAUUCUUUGAGAAAGCCAUCUCACAAUUUAAUCGCAGCAACUCUUACACAAACUCUCUUCUGUCAGGUGCUAUUAAAAUGAAGUAAGCCAUCAAAACAUAAUACAAAUCCUCAUAUUGUGCUGAAUGUAUCAAAUCUGUUACUGUUAUGGCUGUUAGUUGAUAAAUGAGUGUAUAAACUUUUUGACACCUGUUACUUUGAUAGUAAUAGUAAUGAUAUAAAUGAUUGUAAAAAUAUAUAACAAUAAAUAACACCAGUUUAAACUUUUUAUAAACAUCAUGCGUCAGUACUUUAUGUGCACAACUUGUUUAAUCCCAAACUAAACUGUAAAAUAUUUACUAAUUCCAUAGAUACUAACAAUGCAACAAUUACAAAAUUCUAUAAAUCUCUUGCUGUAGAACUGUAUGUAUAUAAUAUGUACAGUAAGUGCAUAUAUCAUUUAAUUUUGACAGUUAACACUAUAUGUGUAACUUUACAAAACUGUUACUAAUUUAAUGUACUGGAUAAUGUAGUUAUCCUUUUUUUCUACACUGGUGCAUAUUGUUUUGAUAUAGGUCCCUUUGUCUUUUUAAUAUUAACUGAUGUGGUGUCAAUGUAAAAUUGUUAAGAGGCUCAGAAUUCUUGUACACUUUUAUUUUUCUUUUGGUUGCUUUAAGGGGCUGUUUCUUUUACCAAAUGUACAUAAAAAGAAUUAAAAUAAAGCUGUUUCUACAUCUGUA